Molecule: messenger RNA, 2087 nt
Organism: Sclerotinia trifoliorum
Lineage: Eukaryota; Fungi; Ascomycota; Leotiomycetes; Helotiales; Sclerotiniaceae
Source: the annotation of a GenBank genome assembly
CUUCACUUCAAGAACCAAUUCCCAAAACUCACCUGCGACGGACCUCUUUGGCCUCGACAAUUUCCAUAUACUAAUAACUUCUUCGAUCUUCAUUUCAUCACUACAUGUGAAAAGUCCCAGGUGAAUGCAAAACAAAUCCUCGACGAAACGAAAGACCCACCAAUUCAGCCAAGCAAAGACCGUUCAUUUUCAUCCAUCUAGGCCCAAUUCCUACCCCACGGCGAUUCUACAAAUCUAUACUAUCACAACUGCAACCACCAACACCCAACACCUUACAACUUUCUCUCUUCACUUUCGAUAAUCAUAUUUCUGAAAUUCUUCCGCAGACGUUAGGAUAAACCAAGGUAUGUCAAGUAGACAAGCAGGUUCUCAUAAGGAGAGGCGGAGUCGCAACCGUUAUUACUUGGAACCAAAUCGCUGACAUCUGCACGUCCUCUCAGCGGAUACUCGGACACUCAGAUCUUGUCAAGAGCCGCGCUCUCACUCUGCGCCAGAUCUAUCCUCCCAACCGGCAUUCUAGAGUAAUAUCCAUAAUAUUUGGAAGAUGGGUAAAUCGUGAGUACCAGAUUUCUCUUUACGUCUUCCGGGACAUCCAGCGCAGCUUGCACAACAUGAAUACCGCCGAAAGCCACGAGGCCAAUGCACAAACCUCAACAGCGCGCACCGCAUUUUCCGAGGCCAUUCCAAACUCCGAGACUUACCGCCUAGUAAAAUACAAAGCUUGUGGCUUCAAACUUCGGAGUUGAAGCGCUCUGGUUAAAUGUACGAUGGGCGAGGAGAAUAUCAUCACAGUAUCGAAUGUUGCGCACACUGAAAAUCACUGAAUCGCCUCUAACCACUUGGUCGAAGGAUAUGAUAAAUAUCUCAUACGAUACUUUCUGAGCGCUGGCAGAUGGGCUGACGUAUCAAACCUAGUCAAUCGAAGCUCUCAGCGGAGCAGAUCACCGAACUUCAGAAAUCCACCCACUUUGAUAAGAAGGAAUUGCAACAAUGGUAUAAAGGUGUGCAUGAAAGUAAUCGCUCUUACUGAGUGACUACCUAAUAAUGUGGUCUUUCUAGGAUUCUUGAAGGACUGCCCAUCGGGCAUGCUCACCAAGGAGGAAUUUCAAAAGAUUUACCGACAGUUCUUCCCAUUUGGAGAUCCAUCGUCUUUCGCAGACUAUGUAUUCAAUGUUUUUGAUAGCGACAAAUCAGGUUCGAUCGAUUUUAAAGAGUUUAUCUGCGCCUUAAGUGUCACCAGUCGAGGAAAGAUGGAGGACAAACUAGAUUGGGCGUUCCAGCUAUACGAUAUUGACGGAGAUGGAAAGAUCAGCUAUGAAGAAAUGUUAGCGAUUGUAGAGGCAAUUUACAAGAUGGUGAGUAACCUUCAGCCUCCUAUCCUGAUAGUCACGUGGGUUCUUUUGGUGCCCAUAUUCGAAGUGGGCAUGCGCAGGUGGUGUUCUGCAAGCUUCGUAGCGAAAAACUUACUAGCGAUGAUAUCCUCACCAGCUGGACUUUCGUCACAUUGUCUGUAUGACUUGUGUGCGGUAGCUCUAGGAGAAUCUCCCAGUUCCUUCGUCUCUUAUGAUGAUUUCGAACGUGUAUAAGUAUUGACUAGCAUUCGUGUAGGUUGGCUCUAUGGUCAAGCUUCCACCUGACGAGGAUACCCCUGAGAAGCGAGUCAAGAAGAUCUUCCGCAUGAUGGACAAAGAUGAGAAUGGCAGUCUGGAUAUGCAGGAAUUCAAAGAAGGGAGCAAACGUGAUGAGACAAUUGUAUCCGCCCUUUCGCUCUACGACGGUCUUGUUUAGCACGUCUUUACGUACGAAUUUCUUUUCGGUGCUGAAGGUUCAAAGGUGUGUCAAGGGAAUUAGAUAUCUGGAAGUAGUUUGGGAGAUCUUCCUAGAUCUCCAUCUUCUUUGUACUUUGGAUCAUUUGUACCUUGAUCAUCCGCCAGUUAUUUGGGCGGUUUAUGUUUUGGAAGGAAGUGUUUGUGGUAGUUUAAGCGCUGCGUAUGGUACCGGGAAGUUAUCUCCUGGAUUAGAUCCCUAGGAUGGGUCAAUUGAUUAACCACAUAUACUGGUAUAAGAUUAAAACUCCUGAUGUACUC